Pundamilia nyererei is the source of this 4735-nucleotide messenger RNA. It is a transcript of the gene arhgef6, whose product is annotated as Rac/Cdc42 guanine nucleotide exchange factor (GEF) 6. The coding region runs from base 135 to 2447 and encodes 770 amino acids. Gene Ontology annotation, cellular component: cytoplasm; lamellipodium. Gene Ontology annotation, molecular function: guanyl-nucleotide exchange factor activity; protein binding. The transcript has 22 exons. Gene Ontology annotation, biological process: lamellipodium assembly. The record is from RefSeq and is a predicted model, not a curated record. NCBI's taxonomy places the organism in Eukaryota, Metazoa, Chordata, Actinopteri, Cichliformes, Cichlidae.
CUUUUUUUUUUUUUUUUAAACUUCUAGCAGAAGUGCGGAUGUGAGUUGCAUAUUGAUACGGAACAGGACGCCAGCUUUUUUCUUUUUUAAAUUAAAAGCAAUGCAGGCUUAGGCAAUGGUCAUUUCGUGGAGCUAUGAAUCCAGAGGAGCAGACUGUAACGUGGUUGAUAUCAUUAGGAGUGCUUAGCUCGCCUAAAAAGAACAUAGCGGAUCCGGAGGAGUUUUUGAAAACCUCGCUCAAGGAUGGAGUCGUCCUGUGCAAGCUCUCGGAGCGCCUCGUACCUGGCUUCACUCCCAAGUAUUGCCAGGACCCGAGAACUGAAGCAGACUGCAUUUCCAACAUCAAGGAGUUUUUAAAAGGAUGCUCGUCCUUGAAAGUGGAGGUGUUUGAACCAGAGUGGUUAUACACUGGUGACAAUUUUGGCAAGGUCCUAAAUACUUUGCUGGCAGUCAACUUUGCAACACAAGAUUGUGCUGCUGAGAGAUGUCCUCAGUCCGGUACCCCCUCUCCUAGUCAGGCAUCUUCACACACGCUGUCUUCUGCCAAAUCCAAAGGCUCUCUGCGGAGACAAUCCAAAUCAGUGGAAAUGUCUGAGAACGGUGGAGGUGGGCAGCUGAUGGUAAAGGCUCGCUUCAACUUCAAGCAGAACAAUGAGGAUGAGCUGUCAUUCAAUAAAGGUGAAGUGAUCCUUGUGACACGCCAGGAGGAGGGAGGAUGGUGGGAGGGCACGCUCAACGGCAAAACGGGCUGGUUUCCAAGUAACUACGUCCGGGAGAUCAAACCCUGUGAAAAACCAUUGUCACCUAAAGGAACUCAGCUGACUAAGAACUACUACAGUGUGGUGGUACAGGACAUCUUAGAACACGAGCGAGAGUUUCUCAAAGAAUUACAAACAGUGUUGAACUGUUACCUACGACCCCUGCAAUCCAGUGACAAGCUCAGCAGUGCAGACAGUGCCACCUUGUGUGGAAAUCUGGAGGAUAUCAAUAGCUUCCAGCAGGGACUUUGUUUGGCUUUGGAGGAAUGUACUAAGGUCCCAGAGGGACAGCAGCGAGUGGCGGCCUGCUAUCUAAACCUAAUGUGUCAGAUCAAGGCUUUGUACCUGGCUUACUGUUCCAGCCACCCUUCAGCUGUCUGCAUCCUCACCGACCACAGUGAGGAACUUGAGAAGUUCAUGGAGAGUCAUGGAGCAAGUACUGGAGGAGUCAUGACCCUGACCACCAGCCUCAGUAAGCCCUUCAUGAGGCUUGAAAAAUACCCUACCCUGCUACAGGAGCUAGAGAGACAUGUGGAGGAAGCCCACCCUGACUACACUGACAUUGUAAAGGCAACAGCGGCGUUUAGGAGCCUUUUGACACAGUGCCAGGAUCUGCGGAAGCGCAAGAACCUGGAGCUGCAGAUCUUGUCAGAACCUGUGCGGGGCUGGGAGGGAGAAAGCAUGAAGAGUCUUGGUCAAGUGGCCUACACGUCCCUGGUGCAUGUGAGAAAUGGCUGCAGUGAGGAAAAAGAGGAGCGUUACCUUAUGCUUUUCCCGAAUGUGUUAGUAAUGCUGUCUGCCAGUCCCCGGAUGAGUGGCUUUAUUUAUCAGGGCAGACUGCCUCUAACAGGUACCACAGUAACGAGGCACGCGGACGAAGGAGACAUUUCCCACUUUGCCUUUGACAUCACAGGAAGCAUGAUUGAUCGCAUUACAGUGUUCUGCAGCAGUGCCCAGGAGUUACAGGAAUGGCUAGAGCACCUUCAACCUUUUACCAAAGGCGGAAGCCCUGCCAGCACCAUUUCAAAGAACGCAGAUGGUAAACCAGUGAGCAUGAUCAGCACCACCACUCACCCACAUCACCAGGGCAGCUUCAGCAGCGUCAGUCGUGGCCCCCUGGAACCACCAAAGAUUAGCAAGCCCUGGUCUCUCAGCUGUCUGCGGCCCGCACCUCCCCUCAAACCUUCAGCUGCUCUGGGCUACAAAGAGAGGAUGUCUUAUAUCAUGAAGGAUACCAGCAAGAGCCCACGGCCUAUGAGGUUCUUGCCAGGAAAUAGGAGGAAAGAGCGCAAGACCUCUGAUGAUGACAUUCACAUGAGAAGAAGUACAGUUGCUCUAGAGGAGGAUGCUCAGAUUCUGAGGGUAAUUGAGGCAUAUUGCACGGGAGCCAGCCUGCAUCAGAGCACCACGGCGGUACGGAAAGAGUGUGUUCCUCAGGUGCUCCUGCCAGAGGAAGAGAAGAUCAUUGUGGAGGAAAUGAAGAGCAACGGGCAGACGGUUAUUGAGGAAAAGAGUCUGGUUGAUGCCGUGUACGCUUUAAAGGAUGAGGUUCAUGAGCUUAAAAAGGAGAAUAAGUGGAUGAAGCAGUUUCUGGAGGAGGAGCAGAAGUCUCGCAAGGAGCUUGAGAGACUUGUCCGUAAACUGGCUAAGCAGAAGAACGAUUGUGGCUGGGAUGACGGCGCCCACUGAGCACAACCAUCCAAUCAUCAGCAUUCGUUUGUGGCUGUGCGUGUAUGUGUCAACAUUUCUGCAACAACGCUUGCGGGGGGGUGCAGAAAGCGUCAGACGUGUGUGUGUGUGUGUGUGCACGUGCGUGCACGAGUGUGUAUUUGUGUAUCUAUGUUGUGUUAUCACAUUUCAAUCACACAGAGCAGGACUUGCUCUCAGGGGUUCUGGAGCUCGAUUUCUUUCUUCCUGACCUAGACGAGACUGUACACGUGCUUCUUUCUGAAGCAGCUCAGCUGAACCAAGACGAAACAAGCAAUCCCCCCCCCCCUUGGUGACUGGCACUGUGAACACUCCCCAGCAAAUGGAAGAAUUUCGAACAAGGACGGGGAGAGUUUGCCACCAUUUCUUUUGCUUCAUUUGGAAAUAGAAAAGGAGUAUGAAGCCAUUAAUUUUAAUGGGUGUUCUCUUGCAUGCACCUCUGUUAUCACGGGGACUGAUUUUAUUCUUUUCACUUUGUCAUUGUUGUAUUUUAUUUGGCGUAAGGGUCCCUAUGGGGAAAAUAGAUUUUUAUUUUUUUUUGGGGGGGGGGGAAGAAUCUCUCUUUUGUAUGUGUGAUUUGUUUUGUGUGUGUAUUAUUCUAGACAUUCGCAUUACACAUUUCCAGGCUGCUUUUUAGGCAAACAAUCAGGUUAGCUCAUCGUCGUAAUCUUAGUUUUAAAACGGAGCCCGUCAUCGUUUAUUUAAAAACUGCAUGAAUGUACAUGUAUCAGUGUGAAUUCUGCAUCACAAAUGUGAUAAUCGAGAAAUUCAGAUAUAUAGUCCAAAGCUAUCAGGGAUGCAGCUGCAUAUUAAAAUAGAAAAGAUCUUACUAUGUAUCUUUUAUUAUACAAGAGUACACAAAUAAUAACAAAGAUGUUACCCUUACUCUUCGUACUGAAAUAUAUCCAAGAAUCCUUUUAACAUAUAAAUUGCAUAGCUAUUUAUUGUUCACCCAAGCAUUUCAUUGUGGUGUUGGCUUUUUAGAUAUUGUUCUGCUGCCUUUAUGUCUGUCUUUGAAUAAACUACACUGAUAUGUACAGGCAGGAAAAAAAAUCCCCCGGUUUUAAGCUGAGGGAAAAUAAAAAUUUUUUUGUAUCACAUAGGAGGAAAGAUUACUUUCGUAAAAGAGCACGCCUUGAGAAUUUAGAUGUUUUUGUUUUGCAGCUUCUAUGGUAUCCUUGUGGGUUCCUGUUGAGCUGAUGGAGAGAGGAAAUGGAGACGAUUUGUCGGUGUAGAGUAAAGCUCAUCUAUUUGUUGUUGUUUUUUUUGGUUUUUUUAAGUGCCUCCUGAAGGGGUGAAUAAACUAAAUAUUGCAUAUUGAAAUAUCAUGGGUGGUGUGCUGUAAUAAAUGGCUCAAGCUCUUAGUGUGUCUAAAAAGAAAACAGCCUCUCGAGGACUCUCAACGGUACAUUUCCUUAUGUGGUUUUAGCGUGUGCACCGUCAACACUGUUUCCUUAUCUUACUGCACUGCAGAGAGGCAGUAGAUGCUUCUGAAAUGCAAUAAGUGACUGCUUUACUAACUGACCCUCUGGCUUGGUCCCAGCAUGGUGGGCCCAAGUUGGAGAAAUUGCAAUAAAAAAAUACAAUUUAUUGACCAAAAAAAAAGUUCAAGUUAAGUAUUCAUUAUAUUUCAUUUUCCUUUAUUUAAUGAAGUCUCUUGAUGGUGAUCAAAUUUAAACUUAUUAAAAAUGAAAAUGUAUCCUAUCGUAUUACUGUAUGUGAAGUGCUGUUCUCAUAGAUCUCGUGCGCCUCUUUACAGAGACUCUGAAGCACUGUGUAUGAUACAGGGCAGCACUGGUACAUCAGUAACAGGGUCACUGUCUAGCUUGAGCAUGGCUGCGGGGUCAUGCCUGCUCAGGUGCUGAAGCUGGCCUGUAUUAUUUGAAUUGGGACACUGAUAGCAUCUAGAUUUUAUCCGGCAUUACUGCUGCUUCCUGUACAGAUGUGUGAGUCCGUCUCGUCACGUUCGCUGCUGAGAGUAACAUUACCGCUCUUUCUGUAAAAACUGCUCUCAUAAGCGCCGCAUACUGUAGUUUCAAAUUCCCAAUAGUCUCAGUGAGUACUUACUGGUGGAAAGGGGUUGAAAUCCAAUUUUUAACCCGUUUAUCUGAAAUGUUUUCUCCAGACCACUGUGUGUUUUUGUUUUUGAAAGACUGUUCUAUGCAAUUAUUGUUGUUGCAAGUAUUGUAAUGCUUUUUUUUUUUUCUAGAUACCCUGUACUUUAUGUUUGGUAUGAUCAUUCUUUUAUUAAAACUUUAAUAUAAUACGUG